AAUUUUCUCCGGAUAUUUUAUUAGACCUGUGUGUGUGCACCCUAUCUUCUUCUCUCUCUUUCCUAUCUGUCUCGUUCUUUUAUUUCUGUCGCGCUAGCUCUAGAUCCCUAAGACAUGGCUAGCGUUGAACUUCACGGGGUGCCCCCUGACGUGCUAGAAAAGAUAAGAGCGCUAGAGGAAGAACUAAACGAAGGCGACAUUACUCAGCAGGGCUUCGAGAAGAAGAAAGCUAAACUCCUUGCGCCUUACCUGACCAUAUCAGAUGGUACUGGGUCUCUGGGUAGUAAUUCGUCGGGUCGUUCGUCUUCUCCUCAACCUCCUGCUUACGUUGAACACGAUUCACAUCAACAUCAUGUAGAAUCGCAUGCCAGGUCAGCCAUGGUACAGGCUGCUUUGGAAAGGAACAGGCAUGAGCAUGGGCCUGAGUUACAGCCGAUGUCAUUCCGUCGUAACACCGGUGGUCUGGUACCACUCCUCUCAGUGUCUCCUUCCCCUAGCUCUGAGGCUCUCUCGCAAGAGAGUAGAGGAAGCAGCUUUGGAGGAGGAGGAGGAUCAGGAUCUCUUACUCACGGUGUUGCUCCUCCUACUGCUCCCAAGCCGCGUAGAGCUCCAGCAAGACCUCAAAAUGUUGAAGGUAUGACUGGUGGAGGAGGAGGCCCUGGGGCUGCCAAAGGAGGCGUGUCACACAAGAUUCAACAGCUCCUGAACACAUUAAAGAGACCCAAGAAGAACCGGAGACCUAUUGAGGAAUAUUUCAGAGACGAAGAUAUAGCAGAGGCUAGACCUGCUGAAGAUCCUUCAGCCCCCAGACCUGUUGGCCCAACAAUGCAGCCUGUGUCUGGCGUACCACUGGAGAGUCGUCAAGAUUGGCACCGUAAUCUUGAAGCGGCCAUACAGCACCAUAGCUCCACACUUGGGAAGCAUCCUGCUAUAUCUGUCGUUGAUAGUCACGGAAAGGCAUCAGUUGCUUGCACUUAUAGUAAACUGGCUCUCAGGUCACAGAAAGUGGCUCAUUUCUUGCUCAACAAGUUAGGAGGUGGUAAACAAAUCCAACCUGGUGACAGAGUUGCUCUUGUGUUCAGAAAUGAUGAAGCUGCUACUUUUGCCAGUGCUUUCUGGGGUUGUCUGUAUGCUGCUAUCAUACCAGUUGCAAUUCAUCCUCCUUUAUCAAGAGAUGAUCCUGGUGGACAACAGAUAGGAUUCUUAUUAAACAGUUUAGGAGUAACUGUUGCCAUAACUAGUGACACUACUGUCAAGUCACUGCCUAAAGAGGAAGGAAAGGACUUCAUUAUUCACUUUAAAGGCUGGCCCAGAUUGACUUGGUUUUCCAUUGAUCAUCUUCCUAAGCCGUCGCGUGAUUUCACUCCGCCUCCCCGCCCCUCCCCUGACACCACCGCUUACAUUGAGUUUACUACUGCUAAGGAUGGCUCAGCUCUUGGUGUGACAGUCACUCGUGGUGCAUUGCUGACUCAUUGUAGAUCACUCACAACUGCCUGUCAAUACAAAGAAGGUGAAGUGGUUGUGUGUACUGAAGACCCAAAGAGGUCCAUUGGACUCUGGCAUGGAAUUAUGGCUGCUGCUUACAAUGGUCUCCAUGUCGUCUUUGUUCCUCCUACAGUGAUGGCAACACUCCCCACUGUCUGGCUACACAUGAUCACAAAGCAGAAAGCUACGUCUGUUAUCAGCUCAUCCCAUUCUAUAAGUGCUUGCAUAUCGCUCUCACAGCAUAAAGAAAUGAGAGAUCUCAAACUGGACAAUGUUAGGAUGAUUUUGCUUGAUGAUGGCGUUAAUCCAUGGUCACUUGCUUCCAGUGACAUGUUUUUUGAAGCUUUUACUGUCAAAGGUUUGAACAGGGAAGCACUCUGCCCUUGUGCUGGCUCACCAGAAACACUCACUCUAUCACUGAGAAGGCCCUCUCCCAAUACUCCCAGUGGACGUGGUGUGAUGUCUAUAUCAGGAUUAAGCUAUGGUGUAGUCCGUGUGGAAGAGCCAGGCAGUAUAACCUCACUCACGUUACAAGAUGUUGGUCUAGUGAUGCCUGGAGCUCGUGUUGCCGUUAUCAAAAUAAAUGGCUUACCUUAUUUAUGUAAAACUGAUGAGGUUGGUGAGAUUUGCGUACAGACAACAGCAGCUGGCUCAACUUAUUGGGGCCUUCAAGGGAAAUCAACAAACACAUUCAAGGUUGAUCCAAUUGAUGAGAAUGACAGGAUCAUACAAGGUGGCUAUGUACGCAGUGGCUUGCUUGGUUUUGUUGGUGAAGGUGGCCUCUUGUUCGUCUGUGGUAACAUGAACGGGCUCAUACAGAUUGGAAACAGGAGGCACAACACUGAGGACCUUAUUGCUACAGUAAUGGCCGUUGAGCCACACGGGUUUAUAUACAAAGGAAGGAUUGCUAUAUUCUCAGUGACUGUGUUAAAGGAAGAAAGAGUAGUUGUUGUGGCUGAACAGAAACCUAACUGUACCGAUGAAGUGGCCUUUACGUGGAUGAAUAGUGUUGUCCCUGCUGCUGAGAGCAUUCAUGGUAUUUAUUUGUACGGUAUUGUACUAGUGGGACACGGAAAACUGCCUAAGUAUCCUGAUGGAACUGUUCAUGUUCAGGACACUAGAGCAAAGUUUAUGGAGGGAAGUCUGCAUCCUGUGAAUUUACUGAUGUGCCCUUACCAAUGCAUCAACAAUCUCCCAGUCCCAAAGUCACCACCACCAAAUAUUAGUGGGGCUGCACAGAUCAUUGGAGAUUUAGUGACAGGGCGUACAAAUCAAGCAGUUGCUGCUCCGUUGUCUGGCGGUGGGUCUGAUGAAACUGAUGGACCUUCUUUUGACUUCUUAUCCGAUGCACUUCAAUGGAGAGCAGUCAACAGGGCUGACGAUAUACUUUAUACACAAGUGGACUCUAGAGGCCAUACAGUUAAAUCUAUCACAACGCUACAGUUGCACAAGAAGGCCGAGCGUAUCGGUGCCUGUUUGAUUGAAAAGGCUAAACUCAAUUCAGGGGAUCAUGCUGCGCUAGUCUAUUCUCCAAGUCUUGAGCUCAUUGCUGCUAUAUAUGGCUGCCUCUAUGUCGGUGUUGUACCAGUUGUUGUAAAGCCUCCUGCCCCCUCUAAUCUCUCUGGCUCACUGCCUGCUAUGAAGCUAACUGUUGAACUAAGUAACGCAAGGGCCAUACUCACUGCACAUAACCUGGCCAAGAUACUAAAAUCAAAAGAAGCCAGUCAAGUUAUUGAUGUGAAGUCUUUGCCUAAUAUUCUUGAAACCGACGAGCUCCCAAAGAAGAAACUCGACAAGUUUUACAAGCCACCGACCCCAGAGCUUAUAGCAUACCUUGACUUUGCUGUGUCCACUACUGGUGUCCUAUCUGGAGUGAAGAUAACUCAUGCUGCAGUAUUGAGUAUGUGUAGGGCUCACAGAUAUUGCUCUGAAUUAUAUCCAUCAAGAGACAUUGCACUCUGUCUUGAUCCUUAUUCCGGACUGGGAUUAGUUCUGUGGUGUUUCUCUGGUGUUUAUGCUGGUCAUACUACAGUCCUGAUCAAUCCUUAUGAUCUUGAAGUUAACCCAAUGCUAUGGCUAACUGUACUUAGCUCAGGGAAAAUACGUGACACAUAUUGCUCUUAUUCUGUUGUUGAUUUGUGUAUGAGGGAACUGGGCAACUCUAUCGAGUCACUUCAAAGCAAGAAUAUCAAUUUAUCAUCUCUCAGGUCCUGUGUCAUUGUUAGUGAGGAGAGGCCAAGGACUCAACUGAUCACUUCAUUCUCAACUCUCUUUGGUAUUGUGGGACUCCCUUCAAGAGCCGUCUCUGCUGCUUUUGGCUGCCGCGUUAAUCCAAUGAUCUGCUUCCAGGGUCCAAGGCAGCCUGAGAGUUCCAGUGUGUACGUGGACUCCAGGGCACUGAGAUUAGACAGAAUGGUUGUGCUGGAAAAAGGUGCACCAUACAGUAUGUGUCUCACAGAGUCUGCUAAGAUUGUCAAUGGAUGUCAAAUUGUCAUUGUCAACCCAGAGACAAAGACUCCUUGUGCCCAUACUGAGAUUGGAGAAAUUUGGGUCUCGUGUAUUCACAAUGGCAUUGGCUAUUAUGGACUUAAAGAUUCUGUGAACGAUUCCCUGACUCAAGAGCACUUUAAAGCAACACUUGUUGGUGGAAUUGACAUGACCGCUACGUAUGCAAGGACUGGAUAUCUUGGAUUCAUGAUGCCUUCAGCUUCGAGAGAUGAAGCACAUGAUGCUGUUAAUAACUUGUUUGUUAUUGGGAGUGUUGAUGAGUCAUUGACUGUCAGAGGAUAUCGCUAUCAUCCUGUUGAUCUUGAAGCUACGGUCAUUCGUUGUCACAAGAACAUCAUCAAUGGUGUUGUAUUCACAUCAAACAAACUCCUUGUGGUAGUUGCUGAACUGAAUGGAGAUGAGAAUGAAGCCCUUGACCUAGUUCCAGUCAUAACUACCUCACUAUUGGAGGAACACCAAGUGGUGGCUGGUAUUGUUGUUGUAGCUGAUCCUGGAACUAUACCAAUUAACUCAAGAGGAGAGAAACAGAGAAUACACUUACGUGAUACUUUCUUAGCUGAUGAGAUGGACCCUAUUUAUGUAGCUUAUAAUUUGUAAUAGAUUAUUAUUAUUAUUAUUAUUAUUAUUAUUAAUGAUGGUGAUUACUAUUUGCAUCAGUUUCAUUCUAGUCUAUUCCUUUGUUUUGUUCCUGUCCCUUGUCGGUGUGUCUGUUUGAAAUUAUAUUAUUAUUAAUACUUUGUACUGCACUGUCGUCAUUAUUAAAUUAGUUAAAUUGACUGUGUUUUACAUUAUUUUUUCUUAAUAUUAAUUCUUUCCACUGUGAA
Messenger RNA from Amphimedon queenslandica, 4817 nucleotides. Its product is annotated as disco-interacting protein 2 homolog C-like. The record is from RefSeq and is a predicted model, not a curated record. Bases 115 to 4590 code for a protein of 1491 amino acids. NCBI's taxonomy places the organism in Eukaryota, Metazoa, Porifera, Demospongiae, Haplosclerida, Niphatidae. The transcript is spliced from 38 exons.